AUGAAUUAUAUUUCUUUUGAUUACACGAAUCCAAAAGAAAAUAGUUAUCUUCCCAAAACAGUUAAGCCUUUUGAAGAAUAUCCAUAUUAUUAUAAUAAAUAUUACGAAGGCUAUCCUUAUACAGAAUAUCCUAAAAAAUCAUAAUUGUAUAACAUAUAAAAUCAAAUUUCAUGUAUAGGCUAUGAUAAAUAAACUGAUAUGCUAAAAUCAAAUAUAGUUUUUUUAGAUAAUAAACCUCCUCGAACAUAUAGAAGUAGUUAUACUAUAUAUAAAUAAGGUUCAGAUAACACAACUUAUGAUAAAAAGUAUAGGUUUUAAUAAGAAAAAAAUGAAAUUGUAUAAAAUUUAAGUAGUGUAUUUGAAAAAAAUUAAGAUUUAGAAAAAACAUUAUCUUUUUUAGAUUAUUAUUGUUAUAGUUCUGAAUUAGAAAAAUAAAGUCGAGAAUCUGAACUAAAAACUGUUUUCAGAGAACAUUAAGAAAAUAUAGCAAAAAAAGAAUUAUUAUUUGUUUUAUAAGAAAAUAUAAUAUAUGAAAGAGAAUUGGAAAAUAUUAGAUAAAACUUAGCCCGGUAAAAUGAUUUUUCAAUUAUUUAAUUGUAUUUUUUAUUUGAUAAUGAUUAAAUUAAUGAAAUUUAACCUUUUGAAUUUGAAAGUGGUUUAAAAAAAUUAGAUAUUAAAGCUGAUUCUCUUGACAUUUUUUUAACCUUAAAUAGAUAUUCUUAAGAUGGAAAUGAUUAAAUUGGUCUUUAGGAAUUUAUAAACAUGAUAAAACCUUAUAGAAAAGAUAAUAUUUAUGAUCAUAUAUUUUAAGACAAAAAAAUUUCAUAUAACUACAUGAAUUAACUUACAAAACAAUAUAUAAUUAAAUUAUUUAAAUCUAUACUAAGCUAAGAAUCUGCUAUGUAACAUUAUAGAUAUGAAUUGAAGAAAAAAGAAAUAAAAAUAGAAGAUGCUUUCUAAGAUAUAGAUUAAAAUAAUAGGUAAUCUUUUACUCGCUAAGAGUUUUUGUAAUGGAUGAAAGAAAACGGUAUUUAUGUUACAAAUUAUGAGAUGGAAGGCUUAUUUUAAAGAUUUGAUAGAAAAAAUAGUGGUUCAGUAAAUUUAAAAGAGUUUGCAUACGAAUUAAAACCUAAAUAAUAUAAAAAAAUAUAAAAUAGAUGA
Messenger RNA from Ichthyophthirius multifiliis, 1161 nucleotides. RefSeq lists its product as hypothetical. Gene Ontology annotation, molecular function: calcium ion binding. The transcript has 3 exons. NCBI's taxonomy places the organism in Eukaryota, Ciliophora, Oligohymenophorea, Hymenostomatida. The record is from RefSeq and is a predicted model, not a curated record.